AUGGCAGCACCCUCAUUUACAGUCUUUUGCUGCCAGGAAUUUGCUUUCAGCUUCAGCCAGUGGGGUAGUGCAAAUAAGCAUAAGAAAAAGUCACCACAAGGAAACAUUCAGCUGAGUAACAUUAGAGACGCCCGAAGUUCAGCAUUAGGGAAUAGAAACCGAAACAAAUGUAAGGCUAAUAAAGGCACAUCCAUUGGCCAAGAGGUGACACACAAAACCAGAGACAUCCAUGGCUGCGGUCAGUGGCAGAGGUGGAAGAUACAGCCAAAAGACUUCAAAAGAAAUUAUUUGCCUGGCCGACAUCCACAGGUGGUGUACCUGCUGUAUGAAAUCAGGUGGAGAAAUGGUUCCAUCUGGAGGAACUGGUUCUCAAACAAUCGUAACCAACAUGCUGAAGUCAACUUCUUGGAAAAUUGCUUCAGUGAUGUGCCACCAGCUCCUUGUUCCAUCACCUGGUUCCUUUCAACUAGUCCCUGUGGAAAAUGCUCCAGGAGAAUUCUGGAGUUCCUGAGGACACAUCGUAAUGUGACCUUGGAAAUAUACGCAGCCAAGCUGUUCAGGCACCAGGAUAUGCGCAACCGGCAAGGUCUCUGCAACCUGGUGAUGAACGGAGUCACUAUACGUAUCAUGAAUCUUGCAGAUUACAGUUACUGCUGGAAAAGAUUUGUUGCAUACCAACACGGAGAAGAUGAUUAUUGGCCUCAGAACUUCGCUGCAUACAUCUUUCUGAAUUGGAGAGAGCUCGGUCAUAUCUUUUUGGGUCUUCCUCCACUGCUGCCAUACUGAAUACUAAUAAGCAUCACCACCAUGCUUUCAAGCUUGUUUUGUGCAUC
Lepidothrix coronata (blue-crowned manakin) is the source of this 833-nucleotide messenger RNA. Its product is annotated as C->U-editing enzyme APOBEC-1-like. Gene Ontology annotation, molecular function: cytidine deaminase activity; RNA binding; zinc ion binding. NCBI's taxonomy places the organism in Eukaryota, Metazoa, Chordata, Aves, Passeriformes, Pipridae. The record is from RefSeq and is a predicted model, not a curated record. Bases 1 to 786 code for a protein of 261 amino acids. Gene Ontology annotation, biological process: cytidine to uridine editing. Gene Ontology annotation, cellular component: cytoplasm; nucleus. The transcript has 4 exons.